Messenger RNA from Oikopleura dioica, 1089 nucleotides. Lineage: Eukaryota; Metazoa; Chordata; Appendicularia; Copelata; Oikopleuridae. The record is from the annotation of a GenBank genome assembly.
AUGCUAGAGGGAUCCUUUUCCAUGUACCCAGAGCAGAUCCCAGUCCAGACUCAAAGAGACGAACACGCAGCAUCCCAAGUCCAAUUCGAUCAAACCCAAUUCAAUGCUGCCCAAGCUCCUGCAACUCAGUUCGCCCAGUACGCGAUGCUCAACGCCCAAGCAGCUCAAGCGGGUCAGCCAUUUCCGCUCAGCUAUCCUGGUAUUAGCCCUGCUGAUCAGUACAGACAGUACCAACAUUCGCACGCCAAGCCUCCAUACUCGUACAUCUCCCUCAUUGCUAUGGCCAUUCAGGCAUCUCCUCGCAAAAUGUGCACUUUGAACGAGAUCUACCAGUUCAUCAUGAACCUCUUCCCCUACUACCGCCAGAACCAGCAGCGUUGGCAAAACAGCGUCCGUCAUUCGCUCUCUUUCAACGAUUGUUUCAUCAAGGUGCCCCGCUCAUCCGAGAUCCCCGGCAAAGGUGCGUUCUGGGCUCUUCAUCCCGAGGCUCACAACAUGUUCGAGAACGGCUGCUACCUUCGUCGACAAAAGCGAUUCAAGCUCUCAAAGAAAGACGAAAAGCCCCGAAGUCGCCAAGGCAAACGAUCGCUCGUCUCCGAUGACGCUCCGGCUCCCAAACAGAAACGACGCAACUCGAUGAACACUUCCACCGACGUCUCCCUCGAGAGCGGCAGCCCAUCUUCCGAGCCUGGCUUGACAGUCCCCAUCAACAGCACCAAGACUCCGUCCCCGGAGAAGGAGCAAAUCAUCAAGCAAGAAGUCUACGACCCCGUCCCAAAGGUGGAACGCCCAUUGACCGAAACUCCAGUCCUCCAGGAGCAGCAGAACCACCAACCAAUCACCUCUCAGCACAGCAUUGCUCUCAACAUCUCUCCUCUCACUACUGGAGCCUACAAUCUCCAACACCACUCGAUCCCGACUUCUGAGUCCGCCAUGCCUUCGAUGUCGUUCUCCGCGAUUCCAGACAUGUGGCAGCUGUACCCCUCCGUCUACUCUACCAUGACCAACAUGAACUCAUACGACACGGUCGCCUCCACCAUCAACCCCGACAUUUCCGCCAGCUCCACCGAAGAAGUCAGCUCCUACUAA